AUGGAAACUAAUGAGAAGAAAUUCGUAAUGAGAUAUGUCGUUGAAGAUUUUGAAGCAUUAGAAGAGGGUGAACCAUACAGUGUGACAGAAGAACACUACGGAAUUUCAUGGAAUAUGCAGUUUUUCAUUCUCGAUGACCGCGUAACCUUCUUUCUUAAAUGUCUGAAAGCCGAAGACCGCGAGUGGUCCAUCGAUACUGAAUUGACUUUCAAGUUACAAUCGGCGAAGGAUUCCCUCCAAUCGACUCAUUUCCGGUCUUAUAACAGGAAUGAUAAAUACUGGGGUUGGGUAAACUUUAUGGAUUUUAACAAACUGCUGGAACACGUUGAAACAGACGAGAAACCAGUCACAUUCGAAAUGAACGUGCGAAUUAUGAAAAUGGUCGGAUUCGAGAAGGAGAAGUUGAAACGAUUCGAUGAAUCAAUGAAAGAAUUAUCGGAUGUUGUGUUGGUUGUGAAGGAUAUUAAGUUUUAUACAUUGAGAAUGUUCCUCUCCAUCCAAUCCUUGUAUUUCAAAUCACUUUUUCUCGGAAAUUUUGAAGAAUCUCAGAAAUCGGAGGUGACACUCACUGGAAUCGAUCCAGAAGAUUUUCAGAAUUUCCUUGAACUUAUUCAUGGUGAACCUUCUGUUGAUGAUGCCACUGUCGAUGGAAUUCUUCACUUGGCGGACAUGUAUGACGCACCAACUGCUAUCAAAAGAUGCGAAGAGUUUCUUCUGAAGGACAGCAAAAAGACACUGAAAAAUAAACUGCAAAUUUCGACUCGAUACAAUUUGCAGAUUUUGAAGGAAAAAUGUCUCUCGGAGAUCAAAACUCUCGACGAUAUUCGCUCAGUGAUGCCAGAUGAUAUCGAGGAAAUGGAUCCUGCAGUCUCGAGAGCUCUUCUUCAGAAAUCAUUGGGCUUCCAAUAA
Messenger RNA from Caenorhabditis remanei, 909 nucleotides. RefSeq lists its product as uncharacterized. Gene Ontology annotation, molecular function: protein binding. The transcript has 5 exons. NCBI's taxonomy places the organism in Eukaryota, Metazoa, Nematoda, Chromadorea, Rhabditida, Rhabditidae. The record is from RefSeq and is a predicted model, not a curated record. Bases 1 to 909 code for a protein of 302 amino acids.